AUGGUUCAAGGGAAAGUCGCUGUUCACUGUCAUGCAGGUCAUGGAAGAACGGGUAUGGUUAUAGCAGCAUGCCUGAUGCUAGUGCGAGGAGUAACCCCACGCGAAGCCGUCGCUAUUGUCAGACAGAAACGGCCAGGCUCGGUGCAGAGUACGGAUCAAGUUCAAGCUUUGCACGCCCUCCGUGCCCUCCUUCUCAACGAUGCCUCUGUACUUCCAACGUCACCAUUCCGUUCAACUUCGAAAUACAUUGAAUUCACGGGUCGUGUGCUGCCUAGAAUGGACAUGAGACGAUACGGCAAAGUUCCCAAGCCGCUUUUCAUUGGCAUGAUCGCCCUUCUCCGGAAAUUCUACAGUACUGUUGUGUUGAGGACCGAGUCAUACACAGAAAACCCAUGGCGUUUCCGAUUCAAAUGUCGCCGAUCAACGAACUUCGUAGUCACAGAAGAAAUGCUACAUCUUAUGGGUGUCGAUGUAACCACACGAGGGCAAACGUAUUACUUCCGAAGAGUACAACAAGGAAUAAACAUAAUCAAUUUGGAGAAAUUUUUGAUGGAAGAAAAGGACAUCGUGGAGUUGGUAUCGUUCAUCGACUUCUUCAUGCGAACAGCAUUCUUCCAGUUGAUGACCUCGGAAGAUUUGACGUCAUUCUUGGCUGCCGCUCAUUCCUCUGAAGAGUGUAUGAGAAAGGUGAACAUCUCAGAACGAAUAAAAAAAUCUCUUACCAACCAUUUUUUUCCGUGA
This is a messenger RNA of Cooperia oncophora, 741 nucleotides long. The record is from the annotation of a GenBank genome assembly. NCBI's taxonomy places the organism in Eukaryota, Metazoa, Nematoda, Chromadorea, Rhabditida, Trichostrongylidae.